AUGGCCAGGGCCACUUCAACAAGCGACAAAACGGAGCCAGAGCCUCUGCCACACCCUCAGGAGAACGCCAAGCCUGAUGACUAUAGGGAAAGGCUGCAGGGUCGAAUAACCACGAAGUUUGUCGACCCAUGCGACCGCGCAGCCAAGGCGUCGAUGGACUGCCUCAACCGGAAUGAAUUCGACCGUGAACAAUGCCUUGACUUCUUCCAGGCUUAUCGAGACUGCAAGAAAGACUGGCUCGACCAGCGCAAGGCUGACCGACGUGCAGGUCGGGAAUGA
Molecule: messenger RNA, 279 nt
Organism: Fomitopsis serialis
Lineage: Eukaryota; Fungi; Basidiomycota; Agaricomycetes; Polyporales; Fomitopsidaceae
Exons: 4
Coding region: 1-279 (92 amino acids)
Source: RefSeq, a predicted model, not a curated record